Messenger RNA from Paraphaeosphaeria sporulosa, 713 nucleotides. RefSeq names its product DNA-directed RNA polymerase-like protein I subunit. The record is from RefSeq and is a predicted model, not a curated record. The coding region runs from base 59 to 424 and encodes 121 amino acids. Gene Ontology annotation, biological process: DNA-templated transcription; termination of RNA polymerase I transcription. Gene Ontology annotation, cellular component: RNA polymerase I complex. NCBI's taxonomy places the organism in Eukaryota, Fungi, Ascomycota, Dothideomycetes, Pleosporales, Didymosphaeriaceae. Gene Ontology annotation, molecular function: DNA-directed RNA polymerase activity; nucleic acid binding; zinc ion binding. The transcript has 3 exons.
GCUGCUUGCUCCUCCGUCGUCUACAGCGAGCUGCAAAAACAACCCCCGCGACAUUGCAAUGGCAGCUAUCGGCUCACUCGUCUUCUGCACCGACUGCGGUAACCUGCUGGAUGGCGGUGCAGGCAAACAAAACGCCAUACUGACGUGCCAGGUCUGCGGCGCGUCGUGCAAAGAUACCUCGUUGAAGACAAUUGUCACUCGCUCUAAGCCGGAUGCCUUCCCUUCGGCGCUGCGGACGAAGCGCUCCGAAGUACAGAGCGUCGACGACGCCGACAUUGGCGGCCAUGCGACGAUCGCGCAGACGUGUGAGAAGUGCGGCAGGGAGGAAGUGCGCUAUUACACCCAGCAGCUGCGCAGUGCCGAUGAAGGCUCCACUGUCUUCUACGAGUGCGAGUGUGGACACAAAUGGAACACCAACAACUGAGAAUCCGCUCACUUGGUUUUUGUCUACCUUGCCAUGUGUAACCUUAACGCCCUGAAGAUGCACCUUAUACUUGGAUCACGUGGCUACAGCCUUUCCCUCCGGUACGAUCGCGUAUUCAGCCUCCCCGUUCUUCUCAAACUCGGCCAUGUCGAGCGCAACAAUCACACUGUCCCGCACAACCUGCUCCGGAUCGUUCAAGAACUUCUUCAAAAACUCCUCCACGCCGUCCUCGUCUCCCAAACUCCCGAGUGCUUCCGCCGCCUCGUGUCGUACCAUGCUCUCUUCUUUC